This is a messenger RNA of Blastomyces dermatitidis ER-3, 1161 nucleotides long. RefSeq names its product phosphoglycerate mutase. The transcript has 5 exons. NCBI's taxonomy places the organism in Eukaryota, Fungi, Ascomycota, Eurotiomycetes, Onygenales, Ajellomycetaceae. The coding region runs from base 1 to 1161 and encodes 386 amino acids. Gene Ontology annotation, molecular function: phosphatase activity. Gene Ontology annotation, cellular component: cytoplasm. The record is from RefSeq and is a predicted model, not a curated record.
AUGUUGCGCUUUCUGAAAGCGUACUGGCAACAACCCGGCGAAGAACGACGGGGAGAAGCGUUAAGGAGAAGGUGGGAGAGUUACUGUCGCGUUGACGUUGUGAUCCCCUUCCUUCUCGCCGUUACCGUGGUGUUCGCCCUCUUCGCCGCCAUGAGCGAAUCACUAGCUCUCUCACAUCUCGAAUAUACCACCGUGACGGGAUACUUCCUUCAAGAUGAUCCCACAACAUAUCCGGCAGAUUUUGACUAUUCAGCAAGUGCAUUCGGCCUCAUAAUCCAAAAUUAUGACACAGAUAAGGAUUUCGAUCCAAACUAUGAGAAGACGCAAUGGGAGCGUUUCGCCUACAAACUCCAGUCUCUAAACGACCACGCAGACAAGCAUACGGAAUUCAAACUCUUCUACAUGGGCCGGCAUGGCGAGGGUUACCAUAACGUUGCAGAGGAACUUUACGGAACUGAGGCGUGGGAUUGCUACUGGUCCAAACUCGACGGCAACGGCAGCAUAACCUGGUCUGACGCUCGACUGACAGAAACCGGCAUCACCCAGGCCCUUCAUGCCCGCGCCACAUGGGCCGCCCAGAUACAAGACCACAUACCCCUUCCACAGUCAUACUACACCAGCCCCCUGGAUCGAUGCCUGCAAACAGCAAAAUUAACAUUUAACAACCUACCACUCCCGCCAGACAGGCCAUUCAAACCAGUUGUGAAAGAGCUCCUCCGCGAAACCCUAGGAGUGCACACCUGCGACCGCCGCUCUCCAACAACCCAUAUAACAAAAACCUAUCCCACCUACACCCUCGAACCCAACUUCGCCCCCACCGACCCCCUCUGGGACCCAAACCUGCGCGAGUCCAACUCGGCUCGCACCGCCCGCCUCCGACAGCUCCUAAACGACAUCGUCGAGCACAACAGCGGCCCGAGCAGCACGUAUAUUUCGCUAACGGCGCACUCGGGGGCGAUUACGUCGUUGCUGGAGGUUGUAGGGCAUAGGGCGUUUAGGCUGGAGACGGGGGGAGUGAUUCCGGUGCUUGUGAGGAUUGUGAGGAGGGAGGGGUCGCGGGGAGGCGAGGUUGUUGAGCCGUCGGGGAAGGUGCCGGAGUGCAGAGAGGGUUUGGUGGCAGGGGAGGGGGAGGAGGGUGGGCGGACGGAGUUGAGGAAUUGA